Molecule: messenger RNA, 1168 nt
Organism: Parathielavia appendiculata
Lineage: Eukaryota; Fungi; Ascomycota; Sordariomycetes; Sordariales; Chaetomiaceae
Exons: 3
Coding region: 29-688 (219 amino acids)
Biological process (GO): endoplasmic reticulum to Golgi vesicle-mediated transport; Golgi organization; intracellular protein transport
Cellular component (GO): endoplasmic reticulum; Golgi apparatus; COPII-coated ER to Golgi transport vesicle
Source: RefSeq, a predicted model, not a curated record
CCAUCCACCCGCCAUCACGGCCGACAAGAUGAGGACCGUUCUUUCACUUUUGUCCCUGGCCUCGAUGGCCCGGGCACUGUAUUUCUUCGUCGAUGUAACAUCACCAAAAUGCUUCUUCGAAGAGCUCCCCAAGGACACCCUGGUGGUGGGCCACUACACGGCCGAGGAAUGGAACGACCACAGGCAGGUUUGGGAAAAGCACGACGGCAUCAGCAUCUACAUCUCGGUUGACGAGACGUUCGACAAUGACCACCGCGUAGUCUCACAGCGCGGCGGCGCCUCGGGCAAGUUCACCUUCACGGCGGCUGAGUCGGGCGACCACAAGAUCUGCUUCACCCCGUCCUCCAACAGCGGCCGGUCCAAUUGGCUGUCGGCGUCGUCGCCCAACGGCGGCAUCAAGCUGACGCUGGACGUGGCCAUUGGCGAGACGAGCGCCCUCGAGGGCGGCAACAAGGAGAAGAUGGAGGACUUGGCGACGCGCGUGCGCGAUCUCAACGCCCGGCUGAAUGAUAUUCGGAGGGAGCAAGUUUUCCAGCGAGAACGCGAAGCCGAGUUCCGCGAUCAGUCCGAGAGCACCAACUCGCGCGUGGUCCGGUGGAUCCUGAUCCAGCUCACCGUGCUGGGCGUGACAUGCGCCUGGCAGCUGUCGCACCUGCGGUCCUUCUUCAUCAAGCAGAAGCUCACAUAGAAAGGGAAGAGGAAGGGAUUUCUAAACACGAAUUCUGGUUCGUUGCGCUGUUACGGGGAGGACCUGUUACCUCUGUACCGGAAUCCCCGUUUUGACGAAUAUGUGGGCUGCUGGUAUGCAAUGGGGUCAUGCUGCCUUACGGAAAGCAUCCUGUCUGUCUAUCUGUCGGGGGGUAAGAGCUAUAUCUCUGUGUGUGUCUCUCUCACGGCGGAAGAAGUCAACUUAUGGGUUUGGUUUGGGAGCGGAGUUUCUAAAAUGCAAUCAACGAUAGGUAUAUACGCAGCCAUGGCUCUACUGUAAUGACACAUCUACGCAUUAGGUCGGGCGUGGUCCGGAACUUCACCAUAGGCCCAGCCUGGCUUAACAAACCUUGAUCAUGACUGGCAAACUGGACACGCUUCCAGUGAAGAGUACUAUCUUCGCUACCUUAUUCUGCGGCCUGUAUUCUCUUGCUGAGUAUGAGACAGCUCGCUGCCAUGA